Molecule: messenger RNA, 942 nt
Organism: Torulaspora delbrueckii
Lineage: Eukaryota; Fungi; Ascomycota; Saccharomycetes; Saccharomycetales; Saccharomycetaceae
Product: chalcone isomerase domain-containing protein
Exons: 1
Coding region: 1-942 (313 amino acids)
Molecular function (GO): intramolecular lyase activity
Source: RefSeq, a predicted model, not a curated record
AUGUUGUUAAGUAACUGUUUGAAAAGAGGCCCUUUCACUGGUUUGCGAGGGCUAAAAAGAGCUAAACCAAUUGUCUCAUGCGCCAGGAGAUCUGCUUCAUCUGCUGUCAAGGGACAACUCUCGAAGACAAAACGCAGUAACAUUGCAUUGGUAUACGGUGCGGCAGCAGGAAUAGCUGGGAUAGCUACAUUAGCAAGCUUUGAUAAGUUAUGGAGCGAUGCGAACAUUAAAGAUAAUGCUGAAGCCACCGUUAACGUUGAUUCUUCGGUUUCUCCUUUCCCUACGAAGUUGGGCCCACCGGAACUACCUUUAUCCACAGAAUAUAUGCUAUUAGGUUACGGCUUCAGAUCAGUAACUUUUCUCUCAUUUCGGGUUUAUGCUUUGGGAAUUUACAUUGCAGAUCAGGACAGACACUUGAUUCCUGAUGUGCUUGACUCGAAAUUUAUGUCUACAGCAUUUAUAGACACAGAUUCGUCCAAAACGCAUUCAGAUAACGUAAAGGCAGCCCUGGAUGAUCCAUCUAAAUCUAGCGUAUUGAUUGGGAACGUUCUGGAUAGCGGCGCAAGAAUGCUGGCCAAAUUGACACCCGUUAGGAAUACUGAUUUCAAUCAUUUGAGAGAUGGAUUCGUUAGAACAAUUCUUAACCAUCCAGAGGCAAAGGAUAAUCAGGAGAAAUUAUCUACAGGCCUUGCAAAAUUAAAAGAAGCCUUCACUGAGAAAGGGAAGGUCGCUAAAGAUGAUGACUUGUUGGUAGAACUUCAAGCUAACGGGGGCUUGCAGUUUUCCUACUACAAUCGUAAGAAAGACCAGGUGGUGGCAAUGGGACAUGUCGAUGAACCGCUGGUGGGGAAAUACCUGUUCAGUCAGUACAUGAGUGGUCCCAAACCACUUUCUCCCAGUACCAAGGAAUCUGUAGCGACGCACAUUGCUGCCAUGGUAUAA